Molecule: messenger RNA, 336 nt
Organism: Guyanagaster necrorhizus
Lineage: Eukaryota; Fungi; Basidiomycota; Agaricomycetes; Agaricales; Physalacriaceae
Exons: 6
Source: RefSeq, a predicted model, not a curated record
AUAACGCCAAUCAUCGAACUCAUUACGAACGUCAAGGCGAGUUCCAAAAGCACUGAGAUCCUCGGCACAACAAAAUACGUCAUCAUGACAUAUAGAUACCACGAAAGUAUGAUCUUUGGCGUCACGUACAACCCAGCCUUUACUAUGAAUGUGGUACCUCACGGUAUUGGCAUCCCAACGGAGAAAAAAGCUGGUUUUAGCCAAGAAAGGCUUGGAAUUCUGAAUGAUGUAGAUUUUCAUCGGAAAGUUGUACUGAAAGUCCAUGGAUCGGACUGUCUUGAGUACAAGGGAACCACGUUCAAUGUCAUCUUGGCGUCUAUGCCUUCGCGGGACUGA